Messenger RNA from Didymodactylos carnosus, 3946 nucleotides. The record is from the annotation of a GenBank genome assembly. NCBI's taxonomy places the organism in Eukaryota, Metazoa, Rotifera, Eurotatoria, Philodinida, Philodinidae.
AUCUUUGAAGGCCUAGUAGCAGCAUUCAUGUUGAUAUUCGGAAUCAGCAUCGUCGACUACCUAUAGUCCACUCGGUUUCGUUGAAAAAGCGAUUUAUCAGUUGGGGUACUUCCCGCGUUAGUUUCAAGUUUAGGGAACGAAAAUUAGGGUCUUCAAGCUAUUUUCACCUAAUAUUAAAAAUUCACUAUUCAUCCAAGAAACACCAGAACGAGCUCGAAACUUCAGAAUAUGAUUACUUUUGUCCACUAAACAUGGUUAUAAGAUCAAAAAAAUCAAAAACACAUCGAUCUAUGAAAUAAUGAAACUUUCAGAACACGUCUACUAUGGUGUUCGUUUCGAAGAAAAAAUACUGAGUUUGGUAUUCUAAAAAUAUAUAUAGUGACCUAGGCGUGCAAACGCUGCUAAGUGUACACUGAUAUCUUCUUUAUACAUUGGCACAAGUCUCAGACCUCCAUGUGCCAUGGUUCAGGAAUUGGAGGCAUUCUCCGGAAACUCGUCCUCCGGUUAAACUUUAAGCCUGGGAAGCCGAAAAGGCUUGAUGUAUAGGUUUUCAAGUAAGCUGAAUAACGUGACAAUGUUUAUUUUGUUAUGGCACACUAUUUCGUAACCGAACCUUUAAGUACCGGCGACGUUAAACUGACAGGGGUUGCGCACUGAUGACUGUCGUUCAAAAGUUGUCUGCUAAACUUGGUUAUAAGAUCAAAAGAAUCAAAAAGGCAUGUUUUUGUUAAUAGCUUUUCCAGAAAACCCUUCAAAAAACGUGGCAUUGAAAUCUCGACCAGUUACUGUUUUCGUCGAAAAAAUGGAAUGUUGUAGGAAAUAAACAGCAAAAGAAAGGAAAAAACGGUGGAUUUUUCUCUUUGUGAGAAACGUGACUCAUUGUCAAAUUUCUCAGGUGUGGCUAAAAAAGAAAAUUUUAACAAAAAUUACAGAAAUAGGUACAUGGAGUAAGACUUUGAGAAUAAUGGAAUNGUGACUCAUUGUCAAAUUUCUCAGGUGUGGCUAAAAAAGAAAAUUUUAACAAAAAUUACAGAAAUAGGUACAUGGAGUAAGACUUUGAGAAUAAUGGAAUGAAUCAUCAUUUAUAAGCAGGAAAAAAUCCGGGAAUUGAUUGAGAUUAUUAGCUAUAAAGCCUGACGUGCUGCAGAGACGUGCUGGACAGCAGUCAAACAACGGGUAACGUUAAGCUUUCAUGUUGAGUUGAUGUGGGUGUUGGUGACUGUUGGCGGCUGUUGGUGGAAGUAUUUCCUUCAGGGUACCUUAGGUGUAGGUCCAAGUGGGUGUUGGUGGAUGGUGGUGUAGACUUAGCUGACGCGCUCCAUCGAUCUAGACUGGUCUCGGGCAGUUUGGGAAUGUUGGUGGGUGAUGGCGUAGUUUACAAAUACCCUUCUCGCUCCGUGACCUCAUAAUUUCCGCAUGUCUUAGAUGGUUUCAGUGGUCACUACGUAGCACUGUUGAGUUCCUUUUUGCUGAAUCUCUCGUGAAAAUAACUUGAUAAUAAAUAACUUGAUAUUUCUCUGAUUUUCAUGCAGUAAAAUGAUUAGCGUAGCAUAAAUUACUGUUAUUUAUAUCAGGAACUGAAUACUAAUUGAACAUUAGACAAUUUGAACCAAACUGAAUCGAAUAAGGAUUUGGAGCAAAUCGGUCUGCCGUAUGGCUUGCUCUGGGUAUGGAGUGGGAUUACAAUUUAUGUCUUUUCUCUUUCUCACUCGUACUAGUAUUUGCUAGCUGCUUUUUUGUUCGUAUGAGUUUAAACCGAGUUUGAGUAAGAACAAUUAUUGGAUAAAAAUCGGUUAGCACUAGAAACCGGUUUUUAAAUGUGCAAAUAAACGAUAACAACAAUUAUUGGAUAAAAAAUUUGUAAAAAUGCUCACUUUUAUACUUGAAGAUAUUUUGAUGAAAUUUUCCAUGUUUUUAUUUUUAUUUUGCCGGCUGGUGGGUGAAAUCGGUUUUGACUGUCGUUAAUCUCAUAUGGUAAAUGAGGAGUCGAAGAACAAAAGAUACAAAUUUGCACCAAAAACUCAAUGAUCCCAACGCUUACUAUAUCUCGACAGAAGUGUUAUUGCUGACUAGAAUAAUUCCUCGCGGUUAUUUCAGUCAAUUGUGAACAUCGAAACUGUUUUCGAAAGGCAAAGUUCAACCUACUAUCUCCACCGCAUGUGUGUAGAGUAAUAAGAUAUCCUUUCUUCAAGUUUCAUCUUGAUCAAAACCAUCACGUGCUCGUCGACCUUUUAAUCCUACAGAGACCUUGAUCGACCAAAAUCAAAUGACAGUGUUUUUGUUAGCAAUCUAGACUAUUCUUUUCCCAUAUAUAAUGCGCGAAUGAAAGAAUAACAUAUAAAGAAAGAAUCCUCUCCAGACUUCACACGUUUAACGUGAUAAACACGAUUUGUAGUCUACAUUAUUUUUUAUUCCGUUUUACUAUAAAAUGAAGAGAAUUGUGCGUACUUUCUUUGAAUCUUAUCUUGAUCAAAAUCAUCAGGUGCCGUAAUGUUUUGGAUUAAAGAAUGCUACGAGGUGGGAUAUCUUCCAAGAUGAUUGAGUUCAGAAUGUGUAACCUCUCUUGUUUUUGAAUAUUUGGACAUCCUUGACUUUUUUGUGGAAUGUUUAACUGUCUUUCCUAUUUUUUUAUGUCUCAGCAGAACGAGCCAGCAUGUCUAACAUCGUGAAACCAUUCUUUGAACAAAAUCCAUCCUCAGCAAAAGUCAUUCCAUGUCGUUACGGCAUGAAUUGUUACAGAAUAAAUCCGAGUCAUUUUGCACGUUUUUCUCAUCCACCUGGCUUUACAAGCAAAUCAAGAAUCGUCGACAAUUCCCAAGCGGUAACUGAUCCUCAAAAUCAACUGAGAAACCAACAACCAGACAUUGCAGAAGUACAACCUAAAGAUAUUGUAAAACUGGUUCGUACAAUAUUUGCGCCUUCAGAGACUAAUAAUAAAUGCUAUGAGCAGCAGUCUAUGAAAAAGUUGCAUAAUUAUAAAAACAACAAGUAUGAGAACAAUAAUUAUGAGAAAGUAAAAAAUAAUCGAGAACCACGUGAAUUAGGAAAAAAGCGAAUAUUGGCAAUCAGACUUGACACACCUGACUACUGGGGUUUAAAUACAUUUGAUGCACCCCAUCUAAAAGUGGAUAUUCGUCCAGGAUCACCAGAAUUUGUUAGGAUCAGUAGACUGCUCAAUACUACAAUCGGAACCCAUGAUAAUAAAUUUGGAACAAUCUAUGGAAAAGAUCCGACAAAGUUUAUCGUCACAAAAAUUACCCGAAUCCACAAUCAGAAUCUUUGGCAUGCAUAUUGCUUCAAAAAAAACAGUAUAAUUCAGAAAAGCAAUAAUAGACUGGUCGAUUACGAAAGUUCAGAAUAUUUGCAAAUCAGUCCAUUAUUGACACCGUUGUUGGAUGCAGCCGCUAAUGAAUAUUAUCUAUUUCAUGGUUGCGACUACCAGAUAUUAAAGCAUUUGUUAUAUAGUGGUUACGAUCCUAGAGUAUCAAAUUUACAUGGAAUGUUGGGGGGUGGAUUUUAUUUGGCUGAAAAUUCAAGUAAAUGCAAUCAAUAUAUUCCAUGCCCUGGGUGUGGUAAGAAUUCAAUACCUUCUGGUAGUGGGUGCAACUGUCCAGAUCAGGAAGAUCUUGUGUUUUCAAUUAUUCUCUAUCGAGCAAUAUUGGGAGAUGUACACAUUGCAAAGAUGUACGAUAGAGCAAAAUAUUGUGGUGGGAGUAUGGACCCAGUGCGUCGACCGCCGACGAAAGAAAACGGAUGUGACUUGUACGAUUCUGUAUUGGGUGAAAGUAUAAAACAUGGUGGUAAUAAACUAAGGCAUCGCGAAGUUAUUUUGUACGAAUCCGGCCAAGCGUAUGCAGAAUAUGUAAUACAAUUUAAACGAUGGGCUGUAAAUGCACGUAUGUCUUCUAGUGCAAAAUCUGUAGAAGAUAAAUGCGUUCAAAGUUAA